GUGGCUAUGUGGAAGCAGAGGUUGGCGCGUGCCUUAUCUGCUUCUCUCUCUUCAGUGGUCUUAAAGCUCUCUGUGUGAUCCCACUUGUCUUCCUCCUUCUUCAUAACAUCAAAAGCUCCAUUUUACCAAAACCCUUUCACAAUCUCGGCUACAUCAAUGGCGUCGUCCUCCAUCUCGCCUGCUACUCAGCUUGGUUCGAGCAGAAGCGCUAUGUUGGCGAUGUCGCGUGGGUUGUUUGUGAAACCAACGAGGACGAAUCAUCAAAUGGUUAGAAAGGAGAAGAUUGGAUUGAGAAUUGCUUGUCAAGCGACGAGUAUCCCAGCGGACAGAGUUCCAGAUAUGGAAAAGAGAAAACUCUUGAAUCUUCUCCUUGUCGGGGCUCUUUCUCUCCCUAGCGGCUACAUGCUUGUUCCUUACGCUACCUUCUUUGUCCCUCCUGGAUCCGGAGGUGGAGGUGGUGGUACCCCAGCCAAGGAUGCACUUGGAAACGAUGUAAUUGCAGAUGAAUGGCUUAAGACUCAUGGUGCUGGUGAUCGAACCCUGACCCAAGGAUUGAAGGGAGAUCCAACUUACCUAGUUGUGGAGAACGACAAGACACUAGCGACCUACGGUAUAAACGCAGUGUGCACUCAUCUUGGAUGUGUUGUGCCGUGGAACAAAGCCGAGAACAAGUUUCUAUGUCCUUGCCAUGGAUCCCAAUACAAUGCCCAAGGCAGAGUUGUUAGAGGUCCAGCGCCAUUGUCGCUUGCCUUGGCUCACGCGGAUAUCGAUGAUGGUGGGAAGGUUGUGUUUGUUCCAUGGGUUGAGACUGACUUCAGGACUGGUGAUGCACCAUGGUGGUCUUAAACUCUACAAUAACUCUUUUGUGGGAAGAAGAAAGGCUGAGUCUUUUUGUGUUAUACUUGUUUGAAUGUUCUUAUGAUGUAAAAGCUGUGUGUAAGCAUACAUUUCAUGGCAUUACUCUGUGAAUUCUUGCCUCAUAUAUGAAUAUUAUGUUCAUUCACUUCC
Eutrema salsugineum is the source of this 1008-nucleotide messenger RNA. RefSeq names its product cytochrome b6-f complex iron-sulfur subunit, chloroplastic. Gene Ontology annotation, cellular component: plasma membrane. Gene Ontology annotation, molecular function: 2 iron, 2 sulfur cluster binding. The record is from RefSeq and is a predicted model, not a curated record. The transcript is spliced from 5 exons. Bases 157 to 846 code for a protein of 229 amino acids. NCBI's taxonomy places the organism in Eukaryota, Viridiplantae, Streptophyta, Magnoliopsida, Brassicales, Brassicaceae.